Haliotis rubra (blacklip abalone) is the source of this 1190-nucleotide messenger RNA. RefSeq names its product ectonucleotide pyrophosphatase/phosphodiesterase family member 5-like. The transcript is spliced from 6 exons. Bases 117 to 1142 code for a protein of 341 amino acids. NCBI's taxonomy places the organism in Eukaryota, Metazoa, Mollusca, Gastropoda, Lepetellida, Haliotidae. The record is from RefSeq and is a predicted model, not a curated record.
ACAUCGUUAUCACAUCACGUUACUCAACACCCCUCACCACAGUUGUGUGGAGCUACUGCACUGAUCCAGGAGGAGCGAUUCCCUCUCUGCCAUCACUGAAACUAGGUUUUCACACCAUGUCCUCAACCAUCUUUUUCCUGCUCCUCGCGGGUCUUGCGAUGUCUGUCAUGGCGGACUACACCGGGAAGGUGCUGCUCAUCUCCAUGGACGGCUUCCGGUACGACUAUCUGGACAUGGUGGACACCCCCAACUUUGACGACUUCGCCAGACAAGGCGUGAAGCUACCCUACAUGAACAACAGCUUCACGACGUUGACAUUUCCAAACCAUUACACCAUAGUGACAGGUCUGUGGGAGGAGAGUCAUGGAAUUGUUGGUAACUACAUGUACGACCCCGUGUUCAAUGCCAGCUUCAACCUGGGCACCAAGGAGACUCGGUGGUGGAACGGAGGAGAACCACUGUGGGUCACGGCCAAGAAGCAGGGUUUGAAGGCUGGGACAUACUUUUGGCCUGGCAGCGAGGCUGAGAUUCAAGGUGUACGACCUGACUACUGGUACCCCUAUACGGACAACACGCCUUAUAAGGAGCGAAUUGACACCGUCGUUGACUGGUUCAAGAACCAAAAUAUCCAACUUGCCACUCUGUAUUACCCAGAACCCGAUAAAACUGGACACAGCUUUGGGCCAGAAUCACAAGAGGUCAGGGACAAGGUCAUGUACAUGGAUGAAAUCCUUGGUUACCUCGUGCAGAAGAUGAAGGAGAAUGAUCUGGAAAAUGAAGUCAACGUCAUCGUUACCAGUGACCAUGGAAUGGUUGAAGUGGAUAACAUCAAUAAGGUUGUGGAUAUUACCGAUUACGUGGACAUGACGAAGGUCGAUCGUGUCCCGAUUUACGGCCCCAUGAUGCAUAUUCUGCCGGUAGAGGGCCAGGACGACGCCAUUAUACAGAGUCUGGCUGGAGUGGAACACAUCACAGUGUACAAGAAGGAGGAUGUUCCAGAACGUCUCCAUUACCAGGAAAACAGAAGGAUCAUGCCCAUUAUCAUCAUAGCGGAUGAGGGAUGGCAGUUAACCACUAUUGACCGUUAUUACCAACAUCAGUCUGUUUUCGUAGGAAAAAGCAUAAGGACCAAAUACACUUAAAAAGGCAGACGUGGUAAAAGGUUCCGUAAAACAUUCGUGAAAAUGAAA